Messenger RNA from Pieris macdunnoughi, 759 nucleotides. The record is from the annotation of a GenBank genome assembly. NCBI's taxonomy places the organism in Eukaryota, Metazoa, Arthropoda, Insecta, Lepidoptera, Pieridae.
AUGACUGUGCCAUUACCAGCCGGCUCGACAUCUGUACUGGCGAAACCGACGAAGUACCACUACUAUCCUCACAAUCAACACAUUUAUUUGCUGCCUGAAUGUGCCAUUCAACAGGUGUGUAAUGCAGUUUAUGUUCGUCUGAAUUACACUCAACCACUGUGCGCCUGUCCGGCGAGAUACCGGGACCCAUGCUCGGCAAGCCUCAACGCCGACGACCUGCAUACCACGCGCCUUACCACAGAUUCCAAAAAGAAGUACGCGAAGAAAGCAGUAACAUUGGUAAAGACUUGUGAAGCUGUUUCCGAGAUGAGAGAGUGCCGUGCCCCUCGGGAUUGGUCAUUACUUGCUUUGCAAAACAUAAGGACUGGAAAAUCACACUAUUUAGUCAUAUGCCGGUGUCCGGACACUCACAUUCUUGAAGGACCUAUGUCACACGACCAGCCAACCUACGCUUCUGUGCCUGGCAUCAGAGUUUAUGGAAUGAUGUGUGUGCGGCCUAACACUCUCUACCAUUCAGGCUUCACAAAUAGAUUCCCAGGCGGAGUAUCAAGUACUCCAAGCACAUACAAAGUGGACUAUUCUCAACCGCACUCCUACGAUAAACCUGUUUACAAUCGUUUCCAAACUCACAGUUAUCCCGACUCAAAUUACUACAACAGGCGAACUCGUUCGUCACGUAUGAGACGAGAAACAGAAUACCCCCCUUUCCCAUGGUACAAAGUUAUAGAACUAGCUAGAUCAUUACAUUGGAUCAAUUAA